Messenger RNA from Mugil cephalus (flathead mullet), 1544 nucleotides. RefSeq names its product cell wall protein TIR4-like. The record is from RefSeq and is a predicted model, not a curated record. Lineage: Eukaryota; Metazoa; Chordata; Actinopteri; Mugiliformes; Mugilidae. The coding region runs from base 149 to 853 and encodes 234 amino acids. The transcript has 4 exons.
AACAACAGCGACACCAACAACAACAACAGUGGCACCAACAACAACAGCAGUGACACCAACAGCAACAACAGGGGCAAACACUUCAACAGCGGCACCACCAACAACAACAACAACAGUGGCACCAACAGCAACAACAGUAGCACCACCAAUGACAGAUACAACAUCAACAGUGGCACCAUCGACAACAGAGACAACAGCAACAACAGUGGCACCACCAAUGACAGAUACAACAUCAACAGUGGCACCAACAACAACAGAGACCACAACAUCAACAGUGGCACCAACAACAACAGAGACAACAACAUCAACAGGGGCACCACCAACAGCAGUUCCAAGUACUUCAGCAGCUCCUGGUUCUCCUGGUUCAAUGCCAGCUUGGCAGCUCGCCCUGGUGAUUGGCGGCUCCGUGCUCGGGGCACUGCUGCUCAUUCUUCUCAUGUUAGUCGCCUGCAAAGUAUCAAAGAAAAAGUCGAAGACAAACUGUACUGAGUUCGUCGGAAAGCCCUACGUCAACGACUCUGCUCCCAAAGCACCACUGGUUAAUGGCCACUCAGUCAACAGCCAGGCUUCAGUCUCGGAUAAGGGGUCAGUCAGUGGCUUGGCAGCUUUUAGCAAGGUUGAGGUUCUUAAGAUACCACGGGCAAAGUUCCACAAUCCUUGGAACAGCAGCAACAGCGUGGAGAUGACUGCCAGCAACAGUCGGCAAAACCCGUUUCCUGCAGGGAGGAACUCGUGGCUGAACAACAACUACGAUAGCAGUAACACAUCAACUCAAGCUCGAUCCCAGAACAACCCCAAUGAUCAGAGUGGGGGCUACAAUAACCCUUACUACACGUACGACAAUGAAAACUAACUCUUGUCUUUUGCCGACCACCUUCAAUUAAGUUUUGGACAUGAUUACCAUGUCGGCCCAUCUUGUUGCUGUCCACCAAUUUUGAAGUCAAUAGUUGUGUAUUUGCACCAAAAACUUUUAGCCUGCCAAAUGGGGGUUUUAAGGUGUGUUCAUAUAUUUUGGCGAAAAUGAUUUAAACAUAUUCAUUACAUUGAUAUGGUUUUGUAUAUGUUUAAUGGCUAAUUAAAUUGAUGAGUGGAAGUAUUUAAUUCAUAGAAAUGUUUAAAUGCAUACAUUAAAAUAUUUUCUGUAAUUUCUGUGUAAAUAUAUUUGACUUCCUCAUGGGAAAGACAUGAUUUUUGUUUUUAUAAAUAUGAAUAUUUAUCCAUCUGUAUUAACAAAGAACUGUAUCUGUGUCCACUUCCGUUGUUGUAAAAGUCUGCUUGUGUGUUGAUCUGUGCAAUCACUCGACAUUUACUCACCACGGCUGGUGAGUUAGAAACAGAUCAGUGUGACACUGUUAUUUUGUAAUUUUGGAUUUAUUUCUAUUCAUUACGUCAUAUUUUGAAGAAGAUCUAAUCCAGAGAACUGCAGAACUACUUGCUUCAUUUAGGGUCAGUGUUUAUGACUCCACCAUAAGAAAGAUACUAGGCCAGAAUGUCCUGCAUGGUCACUGCUGAGCAAAAAAUAAAUAAAUAAAUAAAAACACAAA